ACGCUUAAAGUGUGCCGAGCAGGUGCCUCGCGUGGAGCAACAACUUUGCGCGCGUGUUCAGGCUGAGCGCUACGCCCAUUCAUUGCCCACGAGCGCCCAUCCGUCUGUCCUGCGAAUCGUCCAACGAUAAGGGGCUCCAGGCAGAAGGCAGCCGCCACCUGGAGGACUGCGACCAGAAGAGGCCGAGAGCGCGGCUGACCCUCGCGGGCCGGGCAGGGGACUGUGGCCGCGACCAUGCAGACGUGCGCCAGGGCCUGGGGGCUGCGUUUGGGCUGUGGAGUCGGGGGCGGCCGCCGCCUGGCUGGAGGCACGGGACCGCUUUGGGUACCGCGGGGCCGUGACAGCAGCAGCUGCGGCGGGGACAGCAGCAGGGCUGGGGACUCGCGCCUCCUCGAGCGCCUCCUGCCCAGACACGACGACUUCGCUCGGAGGCACAUAGGCCCCGGGGACAAAGACCAGAGGGAGAUGCUACAGGCCCUGGGGCUGGCGAGCAUUGAUGAACUGAUUGAGAAGACAGUCCCCGCCAGCAUCCGCUUGAAAAGACCCUUGAAAAUGGAAGAUCCUGUUUCUAGUAUUAAGAUCUUGAACCUGUAUUUCUUUUGGGUGAACAAGAAGGGCUGUAGGGACAUGCCUCAGCUCCUUUUGGCUUUGGAGGUGCCCCUGGAGGAUGCCGCACUUGCAUAUCUCCUCAGAUACUGGUUUAUUGAACUUUCACUUACAUUUCCUAAACUUUCAAUGGAAGAAGUCCUGGUUUUUGGGAGCAUUUUAAAUAUUGCUCCUUUCCAUUCACUGAAAGUUGAUUUGAACCAGAGGGUAAUACUGUACCUCACCAGCACUGAUAGGGAGGACUGUGCACAUGAGGGUGAGGAGAUUUCACAGUAUCACCCUUCUGUUCUGAAUGGUUUCCACAGAGACGGCACCAACAAAUUCCGGAUCACCCAGUAUACUCCAUACCAGCCAGAAGUGUCUCAGGGAAGACUGGAGAGUUUACUAAACUACCAGACCAUGGUGUGCGACAUCACAGGCAUGGACAUGGCCAACGCGUCCCUGCUGGAUGAGGCCACAGCGGCCGCAGAGGCGAUGCAGCUGUGCCACAGGCACAACAAGAGGAAGAGAUUUUUUGUUGACCCGCGUUGCCACCCACAGACAAUAGCUGUCGUCCAGACUCGAGCCAAAUACAAUGGUGUUCUCAUUGAGCUGAAAUUACCCCAUAAAAUGGACUUCAGUGGAAACGAUGUUAGUGGAGUGCUCUUCCAGUACCCAGACACCGAGGGGAAGGUGGAAGACUUCACAGAGCUUGUGGAGAGGGCCCAUCAGACUGGGAGCCUGGCCUGCUGUGCUACCGACCUUUUAGCUCUGUGUAUCUUGAGGCCUCCUGGAGAAUUUGGGGUAGACAUUGCCCUAGGCAGCUCACAGCGAUUUGGAGUGCCACUGGGCUAUGGCGGACCACAUGCAGCCUUUUUUGCUGUUAGAGAAAGCUUGGUGAGGAUGAUGCCCGGGAGAAUGGUGGGGGUAACAAGAGAUGCCACUGGGAAAGAAGUGUACCGUCUUGCUCUUCAAACCAGGGAACAGCACAUCCGGAGAGACAAGGCUACUAGCAACAUCUGUACAGCUCAGGCUCUCUUGGCAAACAUGGCUGCCAUGUUUGCAAUCUACCAUGGUUCCCAUGGGCUGGAGCAUAUCGCUAGGAGGGUACAUAAUGCCACUUUGAUUUUGUCUGAAGGUCUCAAGCGAGCAGGGCAUCAACUCCAGCAUGACUUGUUCUUUGACACUUUGAAGAUUCAGUGUGGCUGCUCAGUGAAGGAGGUCUUGGACAGGGCCACUCAGCGGCAAAUCAAUUUUCGGCUCUUUGAGGAUGGCACACUUGGGAUUUCUCUUGAUGAAACAGUCAAUGAAAAAGAUCUGGAUGACUUGUUGUGGAUCUUUGGCUGUGAAUCAUCUGCAGAGCUGGUUGCUGAAAGCAUGGGCGAGGAGCAGAGAGGUAUUCCAGGGACUGCUUUCAAGAGAACUAGCUCUUUCCUCACACAUCAAGUGUUCAACAGCUAUCACUCAGAAACAAAUAUUGUGCGAUAUAUGAAGAAAUUGGAAAACAAAGACAUUUCCCUUGUUCACAGCAUGAUUCCACUGGGGUCCUGUACCAUGAAGCUCAACAGCUCAUCUGAACUCGCACCUAUCACAUGGAAAGAAUUUGCAAACAUCCACCCAUUUGUGCCUCUGGACCAAGCUCAAGGGUAUCAGCAACUUUUCCAAGAGCUUGAGAAAGACUUAUGUGAACUCACGGGCUAUGACCGAAUCUCCUUCCAGCCUAACAGCGGAGCCCAGGGGGAAUAUGCUGGGCUGGCCACCAUCCGAGCUUACUUCGACGGGAAAGGAGAGGGACACAGGACAGUUUGCCUCAUUCCAAAAUCAGCACAUGGGACCAAUCCCGCAAGUGCUCACAUGGCAGGCAUGAAGAUUCAGCCUGUGGAGGUGGAUAAAUACGGGAAUAUUGACACAGCUCACCUCGAGGCCAUGGUGGAUAAACACAAGGAGAACCUCGCAGCAAUCAUGAUUACAUACCCAUCCACCAAUGGAGUGUUUGAAGAGAACAUUGGUGACGUGUGUGACCUGAUCCACCAACACGGAGGACAGGUCUAUCUAGACGGGGCAAAUAUGAAUGCACAGGUGGGAAUCUGUCGUCCUGGAGAUUUUGGGUCUGAUGUCUCACACCUAAAUCUUCACAAGACCUUCUGCAUUCCCCACGGAGGAGGCGGCCCUGGCAUGGGGCCCAUCGGCGUGAAGAAGCAUCUUGCCCCUUUCCUGCCCAGUCAUCCCAUCAUCUCGGUAAAGCCAAGUGAGGAUGACCGACCUGUGGGUACUGUUAGCGCAGCCCCGUGGGGCUCCAGUUCCAUCUUGCCCAUUUCGUGGGCCUAUAUUAAGAUGAUGGGAGGCAAGGGCCUUAAACAGGCCACAGAAAUUGCUAUAUUAAAUGCCAACUACAUGGCCAAGCGAUUAGAAAAACACUACAGAGUCCUUUUCCGGGGUGCAAGAGGUUAUGUGGCUCAUGAAUUUAUUUUGGAUACAAGACCCUUCAAAAAGUCUGCAAAUAUUGAGGCUGUGGAUGUGGCCAAGAGGCUUCAGGAUUAUGGUGAGUGA
Messenger RNA from Leptonychotes weddellii (Weddell seal), 3135 nucleotides. NCBI's taxonomy places the organism in Eukaryota, Metazoa, Chordata, Mammalia, Carnivora, Phocidae. The record is from RefSeq and is a predicted model, not a curated record.